AUGGCGGAACUAGCGGACUACGCAACAGGCUUCAAAAUAUUUCUGGCACAAAGUGACGUCGAAGGAGUGAGCGACAUUGUAGACUGGUCAGUGUAUGGACGCAACCAGCUGUUGCGGGCACCAUACGCUGUAAAAGUAACGACGCAUGAUUUGAACGGUAAGCGUACGUACAGCAAUGUUGACGGGUCGGUAUUGAAGAUUUUGGGCGGUGGAGAAUGUUCCGUGUCAAUGUCCACCAUGACGGCCACGCAUGCGUCUGUAAUCUGCUGUCCGGAUAUAGAUGUUGAUCCUGCUCAUACAGCAAAGCCGGUCCUAAAUGCACCCAAACCGAGUGUGACUGAUGUGGUAGCGUCGAAGACCGGUCCUAAAGAAAUAGGCCUGGGGAUGUCGGACAAGCUGUCAUCAGACGAGAUUGCUGUCCAUGAAGUGUCAAUCAGAACGCGCUUUUGUUUUGGUCGGUGCAGAGUCAGAGAUAUUCAUACCAAGGCCUGCCUUCCAGUGGAGACGGCUCGGGAUUAUUUUAAGUUUACUGGACUUGUGAAGUCUAUUUUCGGGUAUGAGCACGGGUGGACAAUUUUCACAACUUAUGUAGCGCGUUCAGAUUACUACAAUGAGAAUGCAGAAAAGGUUGAGCAGUCGUGUCGUUCACAAUACAAUGACAUGCGAUAUCAGACUAACGACGGCAUCCUUGUGCACAACAUAAUGAUGCGAAAGUUGAAGGCCACUGAGCUUAAGCAGAAGGGUAUUUUUAAGUUCUAG
Molecule: messenger RNA, 759 nt
Organism: Sphaeroforma arctica JP610
Lineage: Eukaryota; Ichthyosporea; Ichthyophonida
Exons: 1
Coding region: 1-759 (252 amino acids)
Source: RefSeq, a predicted model, not a curated record